Messenger RNA from Scylla paramamosain (green mud crab), 1557 nucleotides. RefSeq names its product cuticle protein 19-like. Gene Ontology annotation, cellular component: extracellular matrix. The record is from RefSeq and is a predicted model, not a curated record. Lineage: Eukaryota; Metazoa; Arthropoda; Malacostraca; Decapoda; Portunidae. The transcript is spliced from 4 exons. Bases 35 to 406 code for a protein of 123 amino acids.
CCAGGUGUAGUGCAGGCCAGGUACACCAUUUGUCAUGUUCAGUAAGAUCGCUUUGGUGGUGGUGGUGGUGGUGGCUGUGGUGAAUGUGGUAGAAGGUGAUACAGUACCUUUCCUAUCCCACGGACACGGAUUCGGACACGGACACGGCCACGGACACGGACACGGACACGGACACCUGGUCCCCGCCGUGCACCAUGCGGCCAUCCCCUAUGACUUUGGCUACGGGGUGACGGAUCCACACACUGGCACUGACUUCGGCCACACGCAAAAUUCAGACGGUAACGUUGUGAGCGGUGUUUACUACGUGCUGCUGCCAGAUGGUCGCCGCCAGGUGGUGCGCUACACAGCAGACCACGUCCACGGAUUUCAAGCUCAGGUGUCCUACGAGGGCGGCCACCUGCACUAGUCACCUGUGUGGGGCAUGACAGGUGUGUUCCCUCCCUCACCUGGUCACUGGACAAGGUAAUUAAGGUACUUGGAAUUUAGGGGAAGCUUUUGUUUAUUAUUAUUAUUAUUAUUAUUAUUAUUAUUAUUAUUAUUAUUAUUAUUAUUAUUGGUCGAGGGUUAAAAAUAAACAAAAAAAUAGAAAGAAAAAAGAAUAAUGCGUGGUUUAUAUAUCUUUCUGUCUGUCUGUCUGUCUGUCUGUCUGUCUGUCUGUCUCUUUUCUGUCUGUCUGUUUGUCUGUCUGUCUCCUCCUCUGUCUAUUUGCCUGUCUUUUUCUUAUCUGUUUGUCUCUGUUCUCCUUUUUCCUCCUUUUUCUCUGUCUGUCUGUCUGUCUGUAUAUAUGUCUGUCUGUCUAUGUGUCUGUCUGCCUGUCUGUCUAACUGCUUAUUUACCUAUCUUUUUAUCUGCGUGUGUGUUCGUCUAUCUGUUUUUCUGCCUACCUUUCUGUCUGUCUGUCUGUCUGUCUGUCUGUCUGUCUAUCUGUCUGUCAAUUUGUCCGUAUGUCUGCCUGUCACAUCUGAAACCAAGGACCACUACACACACACACACACACACACGCACACACACACACAGCUAUUUAUCGUGUACAGCUAAAACAAACACACAAACAGACAGAUAAACAAACAAACAAAUAUAAAGAUUGGGGAAUAUGGCACGGCACUUCAUCACGGAGAAAUAUUAAUAAAUGUACCUUUUUAUCGCCAAUACGCUGACUAACGCUUCAAAAUUAUACUUAUGCUGUAAAAAAAAUACACGCAGCAGGUGAAUAUUGUAUGCAUGUGCUUUUAAAUACUCUAUACUUGCCUUUGUGUAUUAUGUAUUAUGUAUGGGGUGAAGGUGCUGGCCAUUCAGGUGUGGAGUUGUUAACUGUCCGAACGAUGGUUUGAUUCAUAAGUGCACUGUUUGAAAAGUAUACGUGGGGUUGAAUAUUGUAUGUUUGUAAAUUGGUUUGUGUUUUUGUAUGUGUAUGAAGUGAGUUAUAGAAGAUGUAGUUAUGUAUGUAUCUAUUCAUUCAUCCAUUCAUGCAUACAUAUAUAUACGAAAACGUGAUAUUUAUGUAAUGAAUUAUAAUAUACAGAUGCGAGGGGAAAAAAAUAUAUAUAUAUGUAUGAA